CGCAACAAACACACCUGUGCCGGUGUAACAGGAAGUUCAGCCACACCACUGCAUCUGAAGUUCGUCCCUUGGCUUUCCUUUCAUUCUCCAUUCCAGGCUCAUUUGCUAUUUAGAUGAAGACGGAACAAAAUCGAGAAACGAUGUUCUGGAGACUUAUGUUAGUGACAGCAGUGGCUCUCGAGCUUGGAAGUAUUGUUGUAUCAGCUGCAGUACAGUGUCCUGCACAUGCCAAGUGCAUGGACUGUAUAAAUGACAGAAACUGCAUGUGGGUGAAAUGUGCAAAUGCUUCUGGAACUUCUGUGAAGUUUUGUGUGAACACCACAGACAGCCGUGCUGUUGGAUGUAUAGAUGUUGACACCUGUGCAGCUCCUGCAAACAUAUCUACAACUACAGAAAAUCCUGUGACCACUACUAAUACCACAGAGACUUCUGCAAAUGUCACUGUGACCACGCUUACCCCCACCCCAACCAAAAGGACAUACACCUUUGACGCGGCCAGUUUCAUUGGUGGAAUUGUACUGGUGCUAGUACUGCAAAUCCUGAUCUUCUUCAUCUACAAGUUCUUCAAGUUCAGAGAUAUCAACUACGGCACCCUCUGAGCAGACUAGAGCAAAUAGACCCAGUAAUUGUCCAUUGUCCCAACAUCUGCUCACAAUUUUUGAAUUGCAGCAUAAGCUGAUGCCUGCUGCUAGAUUUUUGGACAUUUAUGGAUGAAUUGCAAUACUUUAUCCUCCCAUUAAAAGGCAUCAGUGAAUUGCUCCAGGUUUAGGUUUCUGUAGAGAGCCUGUUAGGUGUGCUGCAGAGGUCUGUCAGCUAUCAUUUCAUUUUAUGGCAGUAAGCAAACACUAUUUGACAAUUUCAUUGCUCACAUUCUAGUCUAUUUGCUCUUGAAGGGUCAGAUUUGUGAUGAAGCACCAUCUGAGCUUCAGAUGGUAAUGAGAACUGUGUGAGGGGCAGUGGAGAGGUAGACAAUGAUAAACGAGCCAUGCCUCACGAGACUCAACUGGACAGGCACUAAACAGAGGAGUCCCCAAAGCUCAUGAGGAAUUUUCAUUGUUCUAGAACAGUACAGACCCAUUGGGAAGCUGAAUUGCUGCACUUGUGUUGUUUAAUGCAGCUGAAAUGCCAGGUAGAAUUACACUGCACUGUGUCCUUACCUUUUUUACUAGAUUGGCUACUCUUAACAAGUUACUUUUGAACAUAAUUGUUAAACAAUUUUCUCCCUUAAGUCAUGUCUUUGCAUUGUAGGUAUAGUGAAUCGGUUUGUCUUUUAUGAGAAGCUGUAAUUAUUGAAUAUUAAAUUGAGUAAAUAUUUAAGCUUUGUCUUCCUGUAUCUGGAGUCAAUGGUCAAUUCUUAAACUCUAUAGUUUGUUUAGCUUUUUGAGGUAAUGCUUUAGAAUGUUUUACAGGCAUGUUCCCUUUGUAAUACUAAAUAAAGACCCACUCCAGCAGUGGUGGUGUUUCCAAUCAAUGUAAUACCAAUGCCAUCAAAGCAACAGAGCUGUUACAGUAUGUAAGAUUCCAGUGUCAUUGCUGCUUGUGUAAAAUGAUUUUAAUUCCUAGCCCAGGUAAAUGAGUGACAAAUUACUAUUAACCCAAAGUGUUUAAAAUCAAUAUUGACUCAUGUUUAUGAUUGUCUCAUGUUCUGAUAUUCAAAAAUUGAGUGUUCCUAUUCUGUUUACUUUUGAGGGUCAGAUACGUUUUACAAUCUGUAUUGGUGAGUGAAAUGAGCCAAGUUAUUUCAUUAAAAAGGUGAAGAAAAUA
Anguilla anguilla (European eel) is the source of this 1764-nucleotide messenger RNA. RefSeq names its product sialomucin core protein 24-like. The record is from RefSeq and is a predicted model, not a curated record. Lineage: Eukaryota; Metazoa; Chordata; Actinopteri; Anguilliformes; Anguillidae. Bases 114 to 599 code for a protein of 161 amino acids. The transcript is spliced from 5 exons. Gene Ontology annotation, cellular component: cytoplasmic vesicle.